GCGGGCGUUCGCGGCCCCCGCGGCCAGCAGCUUCUGCGGGCAGCGGCGGAGCGGAAGGCGCAGGCGAACCAGGUGGACCUGCUGCUGACCGCCUCGACGCUGAAGCACAUGGAGCAGAGAUUUCAGACGCGGCGCGCGGUGAACCUGCUCCGCAGCCAGGAUCCUGCUGUCAAGGCCCAGAACGCGCUGCGGAUAG
Molecule: messenger RNA, 196 nt
Organism: Prorocentrum cordatum
Lineage: Eukaryota; Dinophyceae; Prorocentrales; Prorocentraceae
Source: the annotation of a GenBank genome assembly